AUGUCGAUGAAGCCUGGUGUACGCGGAGACUCCUUUGCACCCAACGUCGCCAAAACUACAGGAGAGUGGCGCAGCAAUCGAUCAAAUGCCCAAGAAACUAGCCAUGGAGUGACAUCUGUGCCGCUCGAGGCAUCAGCACAUCCGAAUUGUGCAUCAACCUCUGACGAGAAAAGGAAGGUCGAUUGGAUUGGUUCGACAGACCCAGCAAAUCCACGAAACUGGUCGCCACGCAAGAGAUGGGGUCUCAUUGUGAUGAACUCGGCAAUCACAUUCUGCCAAGCUAUGUCGAGCACGAUGUUUGCUCCUGCGGUUCCACAAGCCAUGGUUGAUCUUGGAAGUAAGAGUGACGUUGUUUCUCAAUUGAUGGUCUCGAUCUAUGUGCUUGGACUGGCCGCGGGACCUCUGAUCUUAUCACCACUUUCAGAGUGCUAUGGAAGAUCAUCCAUUAUGCACAUCACCAAUUUCCUCUUUACACUGGCAGCAGUCGUUGGCGCUUUGAGCCACAACGUCACACUCCUCCUAGUCUGCCGUCUGACUUUGGGUAUCAGCACCAUCUCGUUGGGUGGUGCAUAUGUGGCGGAUCUGAUUGACCCCGAGGAUCGAGGAAGGGCGAUGAAUGUGUGGAACAUUGGCCCUGUUCUGGCUCCAAUAGCAGGCCCGAUCAUUGGUGGAUACAUUACUCUGACCAUAGGUUGGAGAUGGACAUAUGGCUUAGGCAGCAUCUGGCUGUUUAUGUGUUUUGCACUGCUUCCGGAGACAUAUGCACCGCGGUUGUUGGAAUUGAAAGCAAGGCGGGCUCACACGAUUGAGGCUCCAGUAUCCUCAGACGGCAUUGCUAUCAGCACACAAAGAAGGCGAGCUUUGCUGCAGUCACUUGGACGACCGUGGAGAAUGCUCAUCCACAGCCCGGCUACGGUGGUUGUCUCGCUUUUUGGUGCGAUCGCCUACAGCGAUAUGUAUCUCAUGUUCUCCACCUUCACCGAAGUCUUCCAGAGCAUAUAUGACUUCAAUGCUGGUGGAGCUGGACUUGUCUACCUUGGCUUUGGCUUUGGGUCUAUUGCAGCGCAAGUUGCCAUCGAAUUUUUUGGUAGAUGGCAAGCCAAGGAGAGAACAAUAACACGAUCAACCGUUCAACCGGAGCACCAUCUACCACUUCUUGUGACAGCUGGCGCAUUUAUCGCCUGUGGACAUGUUAUCUACGGUUGGACACUCCAGUGCCAUCUCCACUGGCUUGUACCCAUCGCUGGCACUGGACUAAGUGGAUUCGGUGUUAUUCUUGUUUUCCAAGCGGUACAGGCCUAUCUUGUCGAAACACAUACCAUCUAUGCAGCAAGUGCGAUAGCACUGAGUGUUGCCAUUCGCUGUGUCUUUGGUCUCACAAUCCCUUUGGCAGGACCCCCACUUUUCCAUCAUCUAGGGUAUGGCUGGGGAAACAGCUUGCUUGCUCUGAUAGCCCUUGGGAUGAUUCCGGUGUCACUGAUCCUCCUUCGAUACGGAACAAGAUUACGAGAACGGACUAGGGCAGACCUUGUCGAAGCUUAG
Cercospora beticola is the source of this 1542-nucleotide messenger RNA. RefSeq lists its product as uncharacterized. The record is from RefSeq and is a predicted model, not a curated record. Gene Ontology annotation, molecular function: transmembrane transporter activity. Gene Ontology annotation, biological process: transmembrane transport. Gene Ontology annotation, cellular component: plasma membrane. Lineage: Eukaryota; Fungi; Ascomycota; Dothideomycetes; Mycosphaerellales; Mycosphaerellaceae.